GCCAUACAACUGCGCCACUCGUUUGGUAAAUACCUGAAAAAUUUAUUAGGAUUAGUCUAUAAAAAAGGAAAAUUUAGGUUUAAUUUUUCCAAAUGCAUAGCUUUCGAGAUUCACAGGAAGCCACUUGAAAUUGCGGGUGAAGCCCUGACCAUUUCAAUGAUGCUGUGGGCAUUAAUGCUAAUUUGUUAAAAGUGGAAGAAAAAAGGCUCAUAUCAUAAAGUAUUGUCCUGACCGCGAUAGGAACAAGCAACACACUUCAUGUUUUUUCAUCCAUGUCCACCCAUGACAUCUUAGAUGGACUUCCAUGUCAAAAUAAUAAUGCAUGCAAAAAUUUACUUUGCAAAUAAAGUAAUGAUGGGCGGAAUUGAAUGGAUGCAAAUGAUCUUUAAUACCUGAGAAAAAUUUACACAUGAGACGAUUCAGACUUAUACAGUCGGCUUGUUCUCGUAUCAUCAUGAGAAAUACCUUUGGCAGAAACUUGGAGAUUGUUAUGCGACGGAACUUCAUUUUGGGACUAUUUCUUGUGAACGUUCCACUUUUGUGCUACGUAUAUUACCGACUGAACCUGGUGAAUUAUGCUUGGUACAAUCAUUCGCAUAGGUCCAGGUUACAUUGUUCCACCCCUCGUAAUGACAUGAAGAAUUUGAUUAAGUUAGCAAAAGAUCUUCACUCGAUACUAGCUGCUCUGAAUGUUACACACUGGCUGGCAUAUGGCAGUUUGUGGGGAGCAUUGCGAUAUCAAGCACCAUUGCCAUGGGACACUGAUGUUGACCUUGGUGUUCAAAGGAAGGACAUAGAACAAGUGCCUAAAAAUCUGUUUCAUUAUUUUUUUUAUAGCAAAAACAUAAGUAUAUAUUAUUCAACAUGGGGCGGCUACUAUCGUGUAACCAGGAAUGGAGCCCGUGCAGAUCUCAUGUUAUUUGAUUAUUUUUCGAACAAUGGAUAUAUUGAAAGGGUUGGUCUGGAAUCCUACAUCUUUUAUGUGAAUUAUAAGAAAAUGCAUGCAUUUCCUUCCAGACUUGUACAAAAACCCUUGCCCAUGCUACCAUUUGCUGGCAGAGAUAUGCCAGUACCACGUGAUGGAUUAGAAGUUCAAAAGUAUCAUUAUCCAUAUGAUUGGUGGAAGGAGAGUAAGCCGAUUGGUUGUUGAAACCAUUGCCUGUUGAACUUUUGUGAAGGAGUUGCCUGAGAAGAAUUCUAUUAAAAUUCUGUCAUGGUCUGUUGGCAAUGUGUAGAGUUGUGUAAAGUGAAUUUAUCAUUUAGAUUAACUGAUUUCGAGAGUAAAAUUUUAUACACUUAAUGAAGAUUAGUUAGUCACCCAAUUAUACUUGAAAUUAUGUAAAAAUUCUAAUGUGAAAAUUUUUAGUGGAA
Messenger RNA from Xenia sp. Carnegie-2017, 1371 nucleotides. RefSeq names its product fukutin-related protein-like. The record is from RefSeq and is a predicted model, not a curated record. Lineage: Eukaryota; Metazoa; Cnidaria; Anthozoa; Malacalcyonacea; Xeniidae. Bases 410 to 1150 code for a protein of 246 amino acids. The transcript is spliced from 2 exons.